UUUCAGGAAAAUGUAAACAGUAAAAAAAAAAAAAAAGGAAAAAAAAAAUACAGCAGCAAAAAUCAUCAAUAAGGGAACAGAAAUUAAAUUCAAGUUUCAUCAAAAGGAUGCAUACAAAAAUAGCAAACCAUUAUUUUGCAGAAAUAGAAAUUGCAUAUCGACUUUUGACUGAAACCUUAUAGUUGGCGAGAUACAACCACAGCCCUCGUGUCAACUAGCCCCGGUCUACACUAUACGUGCUGUGUGAACUUCGAAUAGACGCACGGCGCUGUCGUCUCGCCGGUGACUGUGAUUGGACAGCACCUGCUCACCUCCUUCAUCCAAACUGACAUGAGUUGGAGGAAAUAUAGGCAGCAUCCAUCCCCCCGAUCCUCACUAGGCGUCUGCGCUACUCCCUCUGCCUCGUGUGUUUCAUUCUCUAUGGUAAUGCUACAGUGAUCCGAAGACAUUGACAGUUUUACACAGCGUUAUCAUCAUCACGAGACAUGCGUGUGCUACUGACUAUAGUAGUGUUUAUAUUGUUUUUGGCGGUGAGGCAAACACACGCGACUGAUUCCAGCAGCGCUCAUGACACCUCACAAGAGAGAUCCCUGAACAUCCAGAAGAGGAGACUCUCUCUGCAGAACACAGCCGAGAUUCAGCAGUGUCUGGUGAACGCAGGUGAUGUGGGCUGCGGGAUGUUUGAGUGCUUUAACAACAACUCCUGCGAGAUCCGCGGACUACAUGACAUCUGCAUGACGUUCCUCCACAACGCUGGCAAAUUUGACUCCCAGGGAAAAUCUUUCAUCAAAGAUGCGCUGAAAUGCAUGGCCCAUGGACUUCGCCACAAGCUCAGUUGCGUCAGCCGCAAGUGUCUGGCCGUGAAAGAGAUGGUGUUCCAGCUGCAGCGCGAAUGUUACGUCAAACACAACCUCUGCUCUGCUGUGAGGGAGAACAUAAACGUCAUGGUGGAGAUGAUCCACUUCAAGGACCUAUUUCCUAAAGGGCCCCAUGUGGAGUUAGUAAACAUCCUGUUGGGAUGUGGCGAGGAGGUGCGCGUUGCCAUCGCCCGCCGAAUACGAACUCAGUGUGAGCAGAACUGGGGAGCUCUGUGCAGGAGUCUGUCUCUCUGUGCCCUCGGAAAGGUGGAGAACCAGGCCAUUUCCACCCUCACCCCUGUACCAGACAUCACCACCCCCUCAGGAGCCAGCGGCAACUCCCUUCCUCCCGCAAGCCCGAUUCUCCCUGAGGCUGAUGGGGAAACGGUCUGGACACUCACAGCAAGAGAUGAAGAUGAAAAUCAGUCCUCAGGUCCUCACCACCAUGCCUCUGAUGCCGAAAAAGAGCUGAAGAGGUCUCUGAAUGCCACCAAAAGGAGGUGAAGGGUAAAAGAUUCUCAGUGCCUUCAGCCCACACAUCCAAAAAGGCUCGUUCAGCACUCUCCUUCCCUGCCUCGCUCAAGGACAAAUCAGCUGCAGUCUCCAGUGCUUCUAUGAGAGCACGAGCGAUGACAGGGUAUUUCAAUGUGAUGUUACAUUUAGAGCUGCCAUCGUCAUUGUGUUUGAUUUGUAGGUCAUUCUGUGAGAACGUGGACUGGUACAAUAUUCGAUAGUCUCAAAAAUUGCACAAUAUUUCAGUGGCGUUUCAUGCAUUUGUAGAUUGUGGACUAAGUGCAUUCCUCAGACUGCAGACUCUUCAGAACGCUUAGAGGGAGUCUGUCAGGCUGCAAUUCUGUGAACAGCAUUAUUACAAAAACUGGGCCUUGUGUUUUGUGAUGACAUCAUUCCAUCUGCUCAGUAUUUGUCUGCUUUGAAGCGAGGCCAUUUAGGUGAACAUCACGAAAACACGUCUGGGUCACAUCUCACCCCAAAAGAAAAAAAAAGAAAUAUAUAUUA
Carassius auratus (goldfish) is the source of this 1874-nucleotide messenger RNA. Its product is annotated as stanniocalcin-2-like. Bases 486 to 1361 code for a protein of 291 amino acids. Gene Ontology annotation, molecular function: hormone activity. NCBI's taxonomy places the organism in Eukaryota, Metazoa, Chordata, Actinopteri, Cypriniformes, Cyprinidae. Gene Ontology annotation, biological process: intracellular calcium ion homeostasis. The transcript has 4 exons. Gene Ontology annotation, cellular component: extracellular region. The record is from RefSeq and is a predicted model, not a curated record.